Messenger RNA from Triplophysa dalaica, 683 nucleotides. It is a transcript of the gene c14h11orf58, whose product is annotated as chromosome 14 C11orf58 homolog. NCBI's taxonomy places the organism in Eukaryota, Metazoa, Chordata, Actinopteri, Cypriniformes, Nemacheilidae. The coding region runs from base 160 to 663 and encodes 167 amino acids. The record is from RefSeq and is a predicted model, not a curated record. The transcript is spliced from 5 exons.
UGUCACGCUGGUGAGUUAGCUGCUAACCAAACGCUAGUGCAGACAGCUGCUAGCUAUGUUUAUUUGACAAGUGUAGGUCAAUAUCUUACAAAAAAUGAGCUCUUCAGACGAAAGGUAUAAAGGGACUAAACGACCCGCAUCUCCAGACGAAGUACAUUAAUGGCUCAUUUGAAACUGAUUUCGAUCCAGUCAGGAUCCACACAAUGGUCAGCAGCAGAUUUGGGGACAAAUGAAAGGAAGCAGAAGUUUUUGAGGCUGAUGGGAGCUACAAAGAAAGAGCACACUGGACGCCUUGUUAUUGGGGAUCACAAAUCAACAUCCCAUGCCCGGAGUGGGGUAGAAGAUCGUGAAAUAAGUGAAGCACUUGAGCAGCAGUAUCAGCAGGGUAUGGAUGGGAAACUUUCGGGGAGGAACAGAAGACACUGUGGUUUGGGGUUUAGUGAGCCCGACCCACCAGCUGAGAGUCAGAGCACUGUUGCGUCCGAGGAGAAAGCCAGUUCAGAAAAUGCCCCUGAGCAACCAUCAGAAACACAUAAGGACGAGAAAAGCCUUUCAUCUCACACAGAGCUCGAAACAGAGGAACCGGAGCACGAUCGGCAAAAAGACUCAAAGGAAGACGAUAAGAAAAAGGGUUUUAAAAUGUCAUUUGUAAAAGCCAAAUAAAUGGAUUGGAUACAUGUUUA